AUGAAAUGUGUUAAAUCCAAAAAAAUAGUUAGCAAAUUUUUAAAAUGUGAGGCUUGUUCAACUUAAAAUUACUAUUAGUUUUAACAUUAUUGUCAUGGAACUAUUAAUGAGAUCAAUUAUUUCCCUAAAUUUCAAUUAAACUAAUCAGCUUAUAAAGAAAUAAAUAUUGUCAUAUCAUCUGAUAAAAUCACCGUUACUUAGAUAUUACGUAACCAACAAGUGUCGAAUAAAAUACUGUUAGAAAUCUAAAUUUAAGCUUUAUGA
Molecule: messenger RNA, 264 nt
Organism: Paramecium sonneborni
Lineage: Eukaryota; Ciliophora; Oligohymenophorea; Peniculida; Parameciidae
Source: the annotation of a GenBank genome assembly